This is a messenger RNA of Oryzias melastigma (Indian medaka), 2184 nucleotides long. Its product is annotated as receptor-type tyrosine-protein phosphatase C-like. Bases 1 to 1482 code for a protein of 493 amino acids. Gene Ontology annotation, molecular function: protein binding. The transcript has 12 exons. NCBI's taxonomy places the organism in Eukaryota, Metazoa, Chordata, Actinopteri, Beloniformes, Adrianichthyidae. The record is from RefSeq and is a predicted model, not a curated record.
AUGUUUCCUCCAGGGACUCCAGCACCACCCCAGUGUUUCUACAAAGUAACAAAGAUCAAGUUCGGCCUCCAGAUUGACAUAAAUUACGGGAUUUUCACCAAAUACCACAUUUCUGUAAAUGAUGGAAACAAUUACACAUUUCAGUCCUGUGAUCAAAGUUCGACCUGUAACAUCACAGGUCUGAAGCCCUGUACUGAUUAUACAGUCAUUGUCAACGCUCAAUGGAAUGAUAAAGAAAUAUCCUGUCAGAGUUCUGAAAAUCAAGUGACCACAGAAUCUGCAGCUCCUGAUGACAUUAAAGUCAGCAAACACCCCCCUGGACUUGUUUGUUACCAAAGUGAUUGGGACAUCAGCAAUUCUCUGUCAACACCAGACAGCAAUAAGACUGAGAUUUCUGAUGGAUCUGUCUGUUUUAAACUGAAGGAGGAGGACUUUUGCUCAAGUUUCACUGUGGAAAUCAACUCAAAAAGCUGUGAAACAGUUAAAAUCACCAAAGACAUCACAAUUGAUUUCAUAGAUCCAGCUGAGAUAGAUCAGCCCAAACCCACAAAACUUCCUGUAAGGAUUGAGCCAAAGUUACCUCCAAACUGUAAAAAUCUGAUGGUUGAGUACACCUGUUCAGAAACCAGACUUCCUGGAAAACUAAUGAAUCUGUCUGUUCUGGAGCCCUACACUGACUACAGCUGCACUGGAGAGAUCAAGAAUGAAACCUUUGUUUUUAUCAGAACUCCACCUGUCAUCUUUAACAUUGACUGUGGUUUUUAUAUUGAUGGAAGAAGCACAUCAGACAACACUUCUAUUCAACUGGACUUGACAUCAACUAAUAGGAGCUGUGGUGUUGAUCUCCCAAAACUUUCUUAUAUCUGCAGCUGUAACACAGAGAAUGACAAAAAAUCAAGAGUUGAACCAUGUGUGUUUACUGGACUGGAACCGUACAGGGAUUAUACUUGUGAAGUUCAUCUCACCUACAACAAUGAGAAAGUUAAUCAAGCAUGGAAAAAAACACUCAAAACAGAUCCUGGAGUCCCAACAACAGUUCAGUAUUUGAGACUGACGGUUCCAGAGAAUAACGUCAUUGAUGUAGAGUGUCAAAGCCCAACAUAUUGGUAUGGACCAGAGAGGGAGUUCAAAGUUCGUCUCCAUGAUCCUAAUGGUCCUGUAAAGGAGGAAAAGCGCUCCUAUUGUUACUUCACAUUCAAAGAUUUAAGUUACUCCACAACCUACAGAGUAGAGGUGACUGUCUACAAUGGAUUCUAUGAGAGCCCCGCUGUGAUCAGAAACAUUAAAACUUCCUACAACGACAAAGGGGUUGUUGGUUUCAUGAUCCUCCUGACUUUCCUCUUUUUCUUGUCUCUUACAAUCUGCUUGAUAAAGCACAGAAAGUUCCUAAGAUCUCAGCUUUGCCAUGAUGAUGAAGCUGAAAAGAUGAUGCUCAACUCAACAGCAAUUUAUGCCAAUCCCCCUUGUCUGGAAAAGCCAUAAAGAUGUUAAAGAAGAGAAGAAGGAUCAAAAGUCUGUCAGUCUUUAAUUUCUUGGUUGUUUUUACUCUAGUAGGAAACAUUUCAUUGGAUUAUCAUUUAAGUGUAAGCUUUCCUUUAAUGCAAAGUUGCUUUUUUCAUUAAUUACAUUUUUCUAGACUUAGAACAAUAAUUAUACAUGCUUUUGUUUUUAGGGUAAACUUAAUGGAUAUUAAAUGUUAUUUUGUUAUAGUGUGGUUCACCUUUGGCAGUCUUUGUGUUUUGCAGAUUAUUUUAAGACCCUUUUUUUUGCUUGUAUUUCACCAGCGUAGUGUGUUCUGUGUCUUGAUCGGUCGGUCUAAUCAAUCUUUUCUGUACAAAGACACAUGCAGCUUGACAAAAUUACAUCAAUUUUUAUGAGAUCUUUGUUUUUGUUCUACAAUAUUGGACUUUAACAGAAGUGAAAAUGUUCAUGUGUGUUUGAGAAAAGUGUAUAAAAUGUGUGUGGUGAAGGGUUUUACAGCCUUAAACUUCUGUAAUCCUACUUUGUGGAUUUCUCUUAUUGUAGGUUAUUCAUGGAACGUAUCCCAUGUGAUCAUGAGGGAACGCUGUAGCACUGUUGCCUCUCAAUAUCUGAUUAAAGGCUCAUUGUUGUUUAUUCAAAAUGCUCAGUUUCAAAUUCCUUUGAUAUAGAAUGCCAAAAACAAUAAAGUUAUUGAAGCUAUGG